GCUUGACGAGUUUACAAAUACUAAGCAUCGGAAAACCCUAAUCUUCCUCCAUGGACCAUCCCAAUUCCCCUUUGAGUCCACAGCGCUUGUUGCCUUACUCGCCAAGCAAUGUAACAUCGUGGGUACAAUUCCAGACAUAUUUGGGAAAUUCCGUAAUUUGCAGAAUCUUAGCCUUUCGUAUAACAAUCUUACAGGUUCUUUACCGGCAUCGUUUGGCAAGUCCCAGAUUGGGAGUUUAUGGCUUAACAAUCAGUUGAUGGGUCUUUCAGGUAGGCUUGAUGUUCUUGGCACAAUGUCACAGUUGCAACAGGUUUGGCUUCAAUCAAAUCAGUUUUCUGGGCCAAUUCCUGAUCUUUCAAAUUGUACUUCCAUAAAUGAUCUUCAGCUUCGCGAUAAUCAGUUAACGGGUGUGGUUCCUGAUUCUAUGAUUUCGCUUCCUAUGCUUCAUAAUCUGUCUUUACAGAAUAAUAAAUUUCAGGGUCCAAUGCCUAGUUUUCCUAAAAAUGUUCAGGUGACACUUGGAGAAACAAACAGUUUUUGUGAUACAAGUCCAGGCCCUUGUGACCCUCAGGUGACAACAUUACUUGAGGUUGCUGGGGCAUUGGGAUAUCCUAUGACAUUGGCUGAGUCCUGGGAGGGAAUAAUGCUUGGAAGUGUGAGUGCUAUUAAUUUUGGGAAGCAGAAUUGGGUUGGUACAAUAUCGCCCGCCAUUGCUAACUUGACUGCAUUGAAGAAUUUGCUUUUGAAUGAUAACAAACUCACCGGUUCCAUACCGGAUAGUCUGACUAGUUUAGCACAACUACAGCUUCUUGAUGUCUCCAACAACAAUCUUUCAGGAAAAAUACCACCUUUUGCUUCAUAUGUGAUGCUUAAAACCUCUGGCAAUCCAUUACUUGGCACAGAUUUGCCCUCUGUUCCGAAUAAUACUUCUCCUGGUGGAACUUCAUCCACUGGGACAAAUAGUCCAUCGGGUGGAGCAACUACAACUGACUCUUCUAUCUCUCCAUGGGGGAUUGUUGGUACCAUAGUUAUAGCUGUGAUCUUAAUUGUUGCUCUGUUUUUGGUAAUAUAUAAAUGCUACAUGAAGAAGCGCAGUGGGAGAUUUAAGUGGGUUAGUGGCAGUCAAAGUUGGAAAGACAAGGAGAAGAAAGAUGCCGGGGCUAAAGUGACUAGCUAUGACGCCCUUGCAAGUGAAUCAUCAGGUCAAAGUAGAGAUCCAAACAGUGAUAUUCACGUCUAUGAUGGUGGGAAUGUUGCUAUUCCAAUAGAAGUUUUGAGAGAAGUGACAAAUAACUUCAGUGAAGAUAACAUCUUGGGUAAGGGUGGAUUCGGCGUCGUCUACAGAGGACAACUCCACGAUGGGACAGAAAUAGCCGUGAAGAGGAUGGAAUCGACUUCGAUGAAUAACAAAGGGCUGAAUGAGUUCAAGGCUGAAAUCGAGGUUCUCACAAAGGUUAGACACAGAAAUUUAGUCGCGCUUCAUGGUUUUUGUGUCGAUGGAAAUGAAAGGCUUGUGGUCUAUGAGUAUAUGCCCCAGGGGACACUGGGGCAGCAUUUGUACCAUUUUGAUGAAAUGGGGUUUCAUCCACUUACUUGGAAGGAAAGAGUCACCAUAGCACUGGAUAAUGCACCUGAAGGGCAAUACUCAGUGGAGACUCGUUUAGCUGGGACUUUUGGAUAUCUUGCUCCAGAGUAUGCUGCUACUGGAAGAGUGACCACAAAAAUUGAUGUCUUCUCAUAUGGGGUGGUAUUGAUGGAGAUGAUUACGGGUAGAGGAGCACUGGAUGAGACAUUUCCAGAGGAUAGAAUUCAUUUGGUUCCAUGGUUCCGAAGAAUCCUUGUUAACAGAGACAACAUCAGACAGUCCAUAGAUCCAUCCCUGGACCCAGACACAGAAACCUUAGAGAGCAUCUUCAAAGUAUCAGAACUAGCAAGACACUGCACUGCUAGGGAGCCAUCUCAGAGGCCGGAUAUGGGCCACGCGGUUAAUGUCUUGUCCCCACUUGUGGAGCAAUGGAAACCCACCAGCGAUGAGGAAGAAGAUGGCUUUGGUAUUAACCUUCGGAUGAGCCUCCCUCAAGCCCUGCAGAGAUGGCAAGCCAGUGAAGGUUCCACGAUGAAUGAUCUGAAUACUUACAGUGAUGCAUCGACGACAUGCGACACAGCAGCCUUCUGGGGUUGA
Molecule: messenger RNA, 2182 nt
Organism: Ilex paraguariensis (yerba mate)
Lineage: Eukaryota; Viridiplantae; Streptophyta; Magnoliopsida; Aquifoliales; Aquifoliaceae
Source: the annotation of a GenBank genome assembly